Molecule: messenger RNA, 831 nt
Organism: Neogale vison (American mink)
Lineage: Eukaryota; Metazoa; Chordata; Mammalia; Carnivora; Mustelidae
Product: serine palmitoyltransferase 1-like
Biological process (GO): sphingosine biosynthetic process; ceramide biosynthetic process
Cellular component (GO): endoplasmic reticulum
Molecular function (GO): pyridoxal phosphate binding; serine C-palmitoyltransferase activity
Source: RefSeq, a predicted model, not a curated record
AUGCCCAGGUUUCUCCUCCUGGAGAUCUUGCUGGACAAGGGCGUCCUGAAAGCCUGGUUCCCGGCCCUCCAGCCGCCCAGAGGAGCCACUGCCAGCAGGCCAACUGCUGCUCCCCGGGGGUUCCGAGGCUGGCUCCUGCCCCUGCGGCAGUUACCGGUCAUGGCUCAGCUGUGCAGACCAGACAGGCACCUGUGUGAAAAGGAAGAAUUGAUUGAAGAAUGGCAGCCGGAACCUCUUGUUCCUCCCAUCUCGAAAGACCAUCCUGCUCUCAACUACAACAUCGUUUCAGGCUCUCCCAGCCACAACAUUGUGGUGAAUGGAAAGAAAUGUGUCAACUUUGCCUCCUUUAAUUUCCUGGGAUUGUUGGAUAACACUCAUGUCAAGGUGGCAGCUUUGGCGUCUCUGAAGAAGUACAGCAUGGGGACUUGCGGACCUAGAGGAUUCUAUGGCACAUUUGAUGUGCACUUGGAUUUGGAGGACCACCUGGCAAAGUUCAUGAAGACAGAAGAAGCCAUCAUGUACUCCUACGGGUUUGCCACCAUAGCCAGUGCGAUCACCGCUUACUCCAAGAGAGGGGACAUCGUGUUUGUAGACAGAGCUGCCUGCUUUGCCAUUCAGAAAGGACUGCAGGCCUCACAGAGUGACAUCAAAUGGUUUCAGCACAAUGACUUGGCCGACCUGGAGCGCCUGCUGCAGGAACAGGAGACGGAAGACCAAAAGAAUGCUCACAAGGCUCGGGUCACCCGACGUUUCAUCGUCGUGGAAGAGCUGUAUAUGAACACUGGGACUAUCUGUCCUCUCCCAGAGCUGGUAAACCAGCACGCUCACUGA